AUGUAUGCUGGCACAGACCAAAUCCUAUGGUCAGCUGCCACCGCUUCUGGCCCAGUAUCCAUAGUGAAUGGCAUCCUCCUUGCUGGAUCCACAAAUGGACGAGGAACAUAUGCAAUGGACGCUGUCUGGGAAAAUCCUAUGGUCAUACAACACAGGAGCGACUGUGUUUGGAGGUGCCUCUAUUCAAGUUGGAAUAGUAUAAGUCAUGAGUAUUCACACCAAGAGCCAGCAGAUUGGCUAAACCAUGGAGGAGAUUUGUACAACAGAAGAUACGCCAGCAGUGAGACCAAGAUCAGCCCAGAAACUGUUUCCAAGCUAAGUUUGAAGUGGGAAUUCUACGCAGGGCAAGACAUAACUGCUACACCAGCAAUCUUCAACGGUACCCUUUAUUUCCCAAGCUGGAAUGGGUACCUCUAUGCAGUUAAAGCAACAGAUGGAUCUCUUGUAUGGAAGCAGAACCUACAGAUGUUAACUGGCCUUAAUGGAACCGGUUUGAUUGUUAAUGUCAACUGGACAGUGUCAAGAUCGACUCCAACAAUGGCUGAUGACAUGCUCAUCGUUGGAAUCUAUGGUCCUGCUGUUGUCAUUGCCGUUGAGCAAGCAACAGGAAGGCUUGUAUGGUCUACUAGGCUGGAUAGCAAUCCUACAGGUAUUGUUACCAUGUCUGGAACAUUUCACAAGGGAGCUUUCUAUGUUGGAACAUCCUCAGUAGAAGAAGAACUCAGCAUUGAGCAAUGCUGUGUCUUCCGUGGUAGCCUCUCUAAAUUAGACAUCAAAACGGGUGUCAUACUGUGGCAGACCUUCACUUUGCCAGAUAAUCAUGGCAAGAGAGGAGAGUAUGCUGGAGCGGCUAUCUGGGGAAGUAGCCCUUCCAUAGAUGUCCGGAGAAAUCUUGUAUAUGUUGCCACUGGUAACUUAUAUUCAGCUCCUUUGAACAUUCGAGAAUGCCAGGAACAGCAGAAUAAUCAAACUGCCCCCACUCAAACUGACCAAUGCAUUGAGCCCGAUAACCACUCCAAUUCAAUCUUAGCAUUUGAGUUAGACUCUGGCAAGAUCAAGUGGUACAGGCAACUAGGAGGCUAUGAUUUGUGGUUCUUUGCAUGUAACAAUCUUUCGACCCCUAAUUGCCCACCUGGCCCUAGCCCAGAUGCUGAUUUCGGGGAGGCACCAAUUAUGCUGAGCAUAAAUCUAAAUGGAACCAUGUGGGAUGUUGUUUCUGCGGUUCAGAAAAGUGGGUUUGCAUGGGCUCUAGACCGUUAUAAUGGUAGCCUUGUCUGGUCCACUGAGGCAGGACCUGGAGGCCUUACUGGAGGAGGCACAUGGGGAGCAGCUACUGACAACAAAAGAGUCUACACCAACAUUGCCAAUAGUGACAGUAAGAACUUCACUCUCAAACCAUCUGAGAAAAACACAACUGCCGGUGGAUGGGUGGCAAUGGAUGCCAGCACUGGCAAAAUACUAUGGUCCACAGCUGAUCCUAGCAAUGCCACCUCCAAUGGUCCUGUGACCAUUGCUAAUGGUGUCCUCUUUGGUGGAUCAACACAUCCAACAGGACCAAUAUAUGCCAUGGAUGCCAGGUCUGGGAAAAUCCUAUGGUCACACAACACUGGAGCCACUGUGUAUGGGGGCAUCUCAGUGAGUAAUGGAUGCAUCUAUCUCGGGAAUGGAUAUAAGGUCAAUCUUGGAUCCUUUACUGCAUCCUUUACCAAUGGAACCUCACUUUUUGCCUUCUGUGUCUAA
Messenger RNA from Vitis vinifera (wine grape), 1740 nucleotides. RefSeq lists its product as uncharacterized. The transcript is spliced from 5 exons. The coding region runs from base 1 to 1740 and encodes 579 amino acids. The record is from RefSeq and is a predicted model, not a curated record. Lineage: Eukaryota; Viridiplantae; Streptophyta; Magnoliopsida; Vitales; Vitaceae.